Molecule: messenger RNA, 3348 nt
Organism: Aphanomyces invadans
Lineage: Eukaryota; Oomycota; Saprolegniomycetes; Saprolegniales; Verrucalvaceae
Exons: 3
Coding region: 74-1090 (338 amino acids)
Molecular function (GO): phosphatidate phosphatase activity
Source: RefSeq, a predicted model, not a curated record
CGAUGUAUCUCCCUUUUGUAUGUAAUUAAAAUAAAUCCUUCAAUUUGGCGCCACGAAGGUUCCGUUGACGACGAUGGCAAGCCGCGGCGGCGAUGACGACGCGUUCAACCUGUUUGGAGGUCCCCCGGCCAAGAGAAGCAGCAUGAGUGCGGAUGCUGCAUGCGACGAUACGCAGCUAUUCCCAACACCGUCAAUCCCAAGCACAUCCACUGCCUUCACAGACCGUCCCUUUGACUUGUUUCCAUCCAAGCCAGUGCACCCGCAGCGGCAAGACCUCGACGAACUUUUUCCCACCACAUGCGACACCGCACCGUCGUCGCUUCCGCCUCGUGCCGUGACGUUGUCAAGGGGCGAGUCUGCAACUCCGUCACUCGUCCAGGACGAGUUCAAGAAAGCAGGCAAUGCGAUGGAUAUCAUCCUUGUCCGAAACGCGGAUGGCACAUCGAUCGGGUGUACGCCAUGGCACGUCGCAUUCAGCUUCUCGCGGUUCCUUCCUUCCGGUGUCGGCGAUCGAGUCGACGUGUAUUGCAAUGGUGUCCAGCUGCCUGCGCCCAUGGUGCUAGGGGACAAAGGGCGCGUGCUCUUUGCGUCAGGUCGAGAGCAGCCCGACGACUUGACCCUGGCCGCCAUAUCAUCGAUACUGCCGAUGGACUUCCCGCCACUGUAUGCGACUCUGCGCUUCGAGCAUCGCAAGCCGCUCACGUGUGUCGUUCGGGUCGUUGAGUGCCGCAUGUACCUGUGGGACCCCGAUGCCGCUGUCGUCGUCGCCGAUCUCGACGGCACCAUCACAAUCAACGACGUUGAAGGGCACAUCCGCACGCUCCGCCUUGGUCAAUACAACUUUAUCCACGCCGGCGUGUGUGAGUUCUAUGCCCGUCUCCAUCGCAUUGGGCUUCGGAUUCUGUACCUCACGGCGCGUCCGAUCAACUGGGCCGAUGCGUCCCGCGACCACUUGGACGGCGCGGAACAAAACGGUGUUCGCCUCCCGCCCGGACCGCUUCUCACAAACUCGAGGGGGCUCACAGGUGCCCUCCUCACCGAGGUGCCUCGACCGCCUCUUGUGCGCCGUUCGUUCCAUGAGCGUCCGUAGGUCGUGCACAAGACACCGCAUGUGUUCAAAGCCAACGUCCUCAACUCGGUCCAACUCGCGUGCAUCUCUGGCGGACGGCAGUCGCCGCAUCCGCUCUUUGUCGCUGGGUUCGGCAAUCGACAGACCGACGUCCAUGCGUACGCGGACGUGGGAAUCCCAGCCAUUUGCGUCAUCGACGCGUCGUCGCGAUUACAAGUUGCUGUGCCACGCCCGUCGACAGCGCCAGAAACGCUGCCUCCAUUUGACUCGUACGCCGACCCCCGUGCAAUGCGAUGGCUCCUGACGCGACUUCGGGUUCCGAUCGCCCUCGCCGACAAGGUCGACGCACAUUUGGCCGAGAUGAUUGUCGCCGCCGACGAGUACGACACGCGGCGACGCGGGAUCGUUGCACAGCAACUGGAGCAGCAACAGAGGCACCGAAACACGCACUCUUUUUGAUUGUAUUGAGCCGGCAAUAUGUCGUCAAGCCCCACGAAGGAGAAAUGUUACAGCAAAGUGGGGAGGAUGGAAUUUGGCGAGGAAAUGUUUGUGAAAGGGAGCAGCUUUCUCAAUCACUUCACUCGUUGCUCGGCCACGCGUCGGCCGACUAUAGAUACAAAAAGGAGCGUGUAGGUCUUACAACUUGGACGCACCGCUUGCCUCGUACGACACGAUGUGCGGGUAGCACGGUAGCGUCAAAAACUCGGGAAAGGUUGGGCCCGUUAAAAUGUCGGCCGUCACGUCCUUCGCCAAUGCGUACUUGUGGUCGCCCUUGGCGCGAGCAAGGUGCUUGUUUGUGCAGUCGUCGAGAAUGUUCAGCACAAGAUCCUUUGUAAUGCGCUGGCCAUUGGCGGUGGACGCAGCAUGCUUGAGCCACUGCCACACCUGCACGCGGGAAAUCUCAGCAGUCGCGGCGUCUUCCAUCUUGUUGUGAAGGGGAAUGCAUCCAUUGCCUCGUAGCCACGCCUCGACAUACACGAGGGUCACGUCGAUAUUUUCUUGUAGCCCAGUCAUCGAGAUCGAUCCUACUGGCACCUCAAUUAAGUCCUUCGCUUCAACAGUCGCGCUCGCCAAUGGAGCGGUCUUGUGGAUCUGGUUGGGUGUCGUCAUGUUGGCAUUGAAGACGUCCAUGGCGAUAUUGACAAGACCAGGAUGAGCUACCCAGGUUCCAUCGUGGCCCGCGACCACCUCUCGCAACUUGUCGUCAUACACUGCCUUCAUAAACUUUUCGUUGAGUGCGGGGUUGUUCUUCACUGGGAUUUGGGCCGCCAUGCCGCCCAUAGCGUGAGCGCCGCGUUUGUGGCAAGUCUGGAUGAGCAACUUAACGUAAGACGCCAUAAAUGGUGUCGUCAUUGACACGGCAGCACGGUCGGGCAUGACGAACGACGGGUGGUUGCGAAACUUUUUGAUGAACGAAAAUAUGUAGUCCCAACGACCGCAGUUCAACCCGCUCGAAUGUUCCUUGAGCGCAAAGAGAAUCUCUUCCAUCUGGUACCCCGCCGUGAUUGUUUCAAUCAGAACCGUCGCCCUGAUCGUUCCCACGGGGACGGCUAGGUAGUUUUGCGCGGCAAUAAACACAUCGUUCCACAGACGGGCUUCGUUGUGGUGCUCCAGUUUGGGCAAGUAGAAGUAUGGCCCUGAUCCACGUUGAACGAGCUCGUGGACGUUAUGAAAAAAGUACAGCCCAAAGUCGAACAACGACCCGGACAUGAUCUCGUCAUUCACCGUCAGGUGAGCUUCGUCCAAAUGCCAACCGCGGGGUCGCACUAGCAAAGUCGCGAUUGUCUCGUUCAAGGCAUAUGUCUUGCCCGUCGCAGCUUGUGUGAACGAAAUUGUCCGACGAACGGCGUCACGAAGAUUGACUUGGCCCUGCACCAGCGUGCGCCACGUGGGCGAUGUCGAGUCUUCAAAAUCAGCCAUGUAGCACUUGGCCCCUGAGUUCAAACCAUUGAUAACCAUCUUGCGAUCGACUGGGCCAGUGAUUUCAACGCGGCGAUCUUGCAAGUCAUGGGGUAUGCUCGCCACUUUCCACGCGCCGUCGCGAAUGUACUUGGUUUCAGGCAAAAAAGUCGGGAAAUGGCCCGCGUCCAAUGCAACUUGGCGAUCGGCGCGGUCACGCAAGAGCUGCCGCCGUCGCGCUUCAAACGAUUCGUGCAAGUGGGCGAGGAAGCGCAGGGCGUCGGGAGUGAGAAUGUCAAGGAACUCGCGAGGCAUCUCACCGAGGACGCGGACUUGAUUGAUGCGAAACGAGGACAUGUUGGUCUGCGGAGUGGCGCGCA